CAACAUAUAAAAUUGGAAAGAUUGCAUCCGAUGCAACACCACUACCAGUUCCGAACAGUUCGAGCUUGGAUCCGAAUCCCGCCGGGCGGGAAAAUGAGCUCGAAGUCGACCCCAUGGCGCCGGCGCCGAGUACCUAUAUCCUUUUGCCUCAUCUUGAUUACAGUAUUCACCAUUCUCGGCUUAUUAAUUGUCGAUCUCAGGUCCAUUGAUCCAUCGGUGAAGCUCCCGAUCAAGAAUAAAACCCUAGAAAUACUGGAAAAUUUUGACAUUUCAGCCAAUACGACGGUGAAUAAUCUGGAAGAAGCUAACGUUGGAAAGAAAUGCGCAACGGUCGAAGAGAUGGGUGAGAUCUUCAGCAGAGGUUAUUUGGAGGAAAGUCUUAGAGUCAGGAGGAUUAUUCGCGAUCACUUCGCCAUUAAUGGUCCAUCAAGAAUACGUGAACUCCAUCCAGAACAAUUCUGCAAUCACGGUUACGUGAUUGCAAAAGCAUCAGAAGCUGGCUUGGGUAAUGAGUUAUACAAGAUCUUAACUGCUGCAGCACUGAGCGUAAUGUUGAACCGAUCACUGAUAGUUGGGCAAACCAGGGAAAAAUACCCUUUUGGUGAUUACAUCUCAUAUUCCAACAUUUUCUUUACAAUGAAAGAAGUAAAGCAUCUGUGGAGACAGAAUCGUUGUCUAACAAAAUAUGGGAAACAUCUAACAAUGAGGAUUGACGAUUUUCAGAAGCCAACACGGACACAUGUUCUAUGUAGUAAUUGGAAAGAAUGGGAGCAACCUAUCAUAUGGUUCCAAAAUGCUACAGAUGCUGUAGCUGCCCAGUUUUUCUUAAAGAACGUACACUCUGAAAUGAGGGAAGCUGCCUCUGAUCUAUUUGGAAGACCAGAAGAACUUCAUUACAGGGCUAAUGUGUUUGGGGAGCUCAUGAGGAUUCUAAUUUCUCCUUCAAGAGAUGUUGAAUGGGCGGUAAAUUGGGCUUUAAAUGGAGGGAGAGAUCCAGAUAUUGCACUGCACAUGCGCAUGAUGAUGAAUAGGUCUGUGAGAGCAAGGCAGGCGGCCUUGGAUUGUGUGAGAAAAUCUAUCUAUAAUCUUCAAAUGACAACAAAACCGAAAGUGGUGUUGGUUUCUGAUACCCCUUCUAUGGUCAAAGACAUUGCACCUGGUCUCGAGGAAUUUGCUGAGGUUCUUCACUUUGACUACGAACACUUUGAAGGAAAUAUAUCCGGCAACGCAAAUAAAUUAAAUAACUUAAAUUUCAGAGCUAAAGACUGGGGUCCAGCACCAAGAUGGGUAGCAUUUGUUGAUUUCUUCCUCGCAGCACGUGCUAAACAUGCCGUUAUCUCUGGAGCUCAUAGACGUGUGGGGACCACCUAUGCUCAGUUGAUUGCAGCACUUGCAGCAGCAUACAGAAUUGACGAGAAUGCAUCUAACCAGUCGACCAUUACAUUCCUCAGUAGCUUCCAAAGUAAUUUGCUUUCGGAGGGUUUGAAGAAUCAGAUUGGAUGGGGGCAUGUGUGGAACAGAUUUGCUGGUCCAUUAAGUUGUGAGAGGCAACCUAAUCAGUGUGCUCUAACACCUGUUGUACCUCCUGCUUGGUGGGAUGGACUUUGGCAGUCGCCCAUUCCACGAGACGCCCAAAGGAUGGAAGCAUACGGCAUUAAACUCUCGGGUUUUGGAACAUUUGAUGAAAGCCACUUAAAUCAUUUCUGUCGGUUCAGGAAAAUUCCGGUGGUAGUUAUCCAGUUGAUUUAGGUAUUGGAUUUAAUUUUUUCCGGCUGGAUCGAUAUGCUCACCGUUACUUAUAUAUUUAUUUUUUUAUCUUUUCGCUUGACUGUUUGUUGUACGUGUACGUUCAUUAAUUUAUUUAUUUACCUUUAAGAAUGUAUAACGAACACAGAUCUGUACAAGAUUGUUUUGUAUUGUAGGUAUAGCAGUAUAUGAAUGUCGUAAAUAAAGUCUUAUUACAUAUAUAUAUAUUUAUUG
Erythranthe guttata (spotted monkey flower) is the source of this 1980-nucleotide messenger RNA. RefSeq lists its product as uncharacterized. Lineage: Eukaryota; Viridiplantae; Streptophyta; Magnoliopsida; Lamiales; Phrymaceae. The record is from RefSeq and is a predicted model, not a curated record.